AAAUUAAAAGUACAAAAAUUAAGAUGACAUUUCCAUAGCCUGCAAAAUUGAAUGAGAGACAAUGGCUUCCUCUACCUCCAUUUCUCUCUCCUUCCUUGUAAUUAACCCCAAAUCACCUCUUUUUCCUCCACAAAAUCUAUCAAUUUCACAGAUUUCAUCCACGAGAAACCUCUAUCAGUACACGAUUCACCGCCCAAAUCUACUAAUUUCAUCCACAAUCACCCGAAAUCGGAGAUUUUCCUCUACUUCGGAGUUGUCAGAAGUGAAACUAGAUGAAACGGCCGAUCAAAUUGUUUCUUCCACCGGCGACGAAGGAGUUUCCACUGUCAUUCAAUCGCUUUUGUUCAUUGCUUUCGUCGGAUUAUCUAUUCUCACUAUCGGAGUAAUAUACAUUGCCGUUACAGAUUUUUUGCAGAAGAGAGAAAAGGAAAAGUUCGAGAAAGAAGAAGCAGCGAAGAAGAAGAAGAUCGGCCGGAAGGGGAAAAUCGUCGCCAGAGCUAGAGGUGGACCUAGAGGAUUCGGGCAAAAAGUUGAGGAAGCUGAAGAUGAUUAAGGAUGACAAUGGAGCGGGAUCAAAGAGAGGUUAUGAUGCGGGUUUAGUUUGAACCCGCACAAACUUCAACCCGUCCCACUCAAUUUUUCUGUUACAUUGUAAUUUGUAUCAUUUACACUUUAGUAAUAUUAUUGUGAAAAAAGAAGAUUAUUGAAUUACGAGCUGAGUUUAGAAUUUUUAUUUCAUAGCUUUUAAAUUUUGUCCCGAUAAUAUAAUACUUUGUUUAUUAAAAAUUUAUUGAAUUCAGUCAAAUUACUUUUGAUUACUACACACACAGUGUAUGUACAAUCGUUGAGUUGAUAAUAUUCACGUGCAUUUU
Solanum dulcamara is the source of this 872-nucleotide messenger RNA. RefSeq lists its product as uncharacterized. The transcript has a single exon. Lineage: Eukaryota; Viridiplantae; Streptophyta; Magnoliopsida; Solanales; Solanaceae. The coding region runs from base 62 to 553 and encodes 163 amino acids. The record is from RefSeq and is a predicted model, not a curated record.